Syngnathus typhle (broad-nosed pipefish) is the source of this 3052-nucleotide messenger RNA. It is a transcript of the gene thrb, whose product is annotated as thyroid hormone receptor beta. The transcript has 10 exons. The record is from RefSeq and is a predicted model, not a curated record. Gene Ontology annotation, molecular function: nuclear receptor activity; zinc ion binding; RNA polymerase II cis-regulatory region sequence-specific DNA binding. Bases 907 to 2430 code for a protein of 507 amino acids. Gene Ontology annotation, biological process: cell differentiation; positive regulation of transcription by RNA polymerase II; thyroid hormone receptor signaling pathway. Lineage: Eukaryota; Metazoa; Chordata; Actinopteri; Syngnathiformes; Syngnathidae.
CGCUAUGAUGACGAGCAAUUCAGACAAAAGGGAAGGAUUUAGAACUAUGAUAUACUUGCAGGGCUCGAAACUAACGAUUGCCCGAUUGCCCGGGGCAAGUAGCGAUGGCAGACGGGCAAGUAGAUUUUUUGCCUCACUUGCCCGAACUUGCCCUGCCAUAAUACCAUGUUUUCAAGCUGUAAAAACACGAUUUUGUGCAUAAUUUCUCGCAACUUCUGCCGCUUCUGGUCCGACAUUUUGUUUCCUAGGGAGCGGUUAGUUUCUCGUGUAAGUCUGCAAUACAUUGAUAACGGCAAAGCGCUUCGUAAUUAAAUGCCUGCGCCCUCACUCGUCCCUGGCUCUUCUGCGCCUGCGCACCAGCAGAGCUUGUUUCCGGUUGGCGGAUACGAAGUUAUAUGAAGGCAAAACUUAUAGUGUUGUCUUUUUUAUUGCAAAAAUGUGUCGGGCAAGUAAAAAUCCACUCCAAAAAAAUUCGGGCAAGUAAAAUUUUGUUUCGGGCAAGUAAAAUUUUCUCCAACUUGCCCGAGGGCAACUUGGGCAAAAAAUAAGCUUCGAGCCCUGACUUGUUUAUGAUUUGUUAAUAAAUUUCAAAUUGGUUUCAUUUUCCCUUGAGGGACUUUCUUAUUGCCAUCCCUCCCUCCCAUCCUCUACCACCCACCACUUAUCUUGCUCAGGGUCACAGAGUGCUCGAGAGUAUUUCAACUAAGUUGGGGUGAAAGGUGAGCGACACACUGGAUUGAUUGCCAAGGCACACAUAGAACUCAACAAGCAUUCACCCUCACAUCGCAAAAGUGAGCCCUGUGGUGGUGGCGGCGGCGGCAGUGGCAAGCGUAUGAGCAGUUACUUGCUGUGGCCUGUGACGUUGCUGGACGUUUGAGGAUACAAACCUUCACACCUUUGCUCUGGAUGAAUCACUGCAUAGCAGAAAUUUCCGAGAUGUAUCACUCUAUGGUUGGCGACUACGCAAUUCAGGGCGGCGGAGAACACUGCGUGUAUGCCGGCGACGGUCCGGGCUACGGACAUUGCGAAGCCCAACCUCUUCACCAUCAUCCGCCGUGCCUGGAGCACGUUUGUCCGUCGAGCCAGCGCCAUCAUUAUUUGCACGCUUGUGUCCCGUCCGCUUUGAAGAGUGACUUUUGCAGCACGGAGAUCCCGCUCAGUCAUUCUUAUCAUCACCCCGAGCAUUCUUCCGAGAUGAAAUCGGACCUCUCGCAUGUGCAAUGGAUGCAAGGCUCCCCCAUCAAGAAAGGGUACAUCCCAAGUUACAUGGACAACGACGAGCUAUGCGUUGUGUGCGGCGACAAAGCCACGGGCUAUCAUUAUCGCUGCAUUACCUGUGAAGGCUGUAAGGGCUUUUUCAGGCGGACAAUUCAGAAAGACCUGAAGCAAAGCUAUACUUGCAAGUACCAGGAAAAAUGUGCCAUAGACAAGGUGACCAGGAACCAGUGCCAGGAGUGUCGCUUCAACAAAUGCAUUGCCGUAGGAAUGGCGACUGACUUGGUGUUGGAUGAGAGCAAGCGGCUGGCCAAGCGCAAGUUGAUCGAGAUGAACCGGGAGCGUCGCCGCAAGGACGAACUCCAAAAAACUCUGUUGGAUCAACGUGAGCCCACGCAGAAGGAGUGGGACCUCAUUCGCAUGAUUACUGAGGCCCAUAGGGCCACAAAUGCACAAGGAAACUACUGGAAGCCGAAGCGCAAACUCUUGGUGGAGGAAAGCAUGCUUCUUAAUGAAAUCACACGCAAUUUAUUCGAUACCUCUGACCAGAAUGCGUUGGCGACCAAUGAAACCAAGCCGGCAAACAUUGGUCAUUCAUCCGGCGUAAAUAGCCCUGCAGUGGAUUUAGAGGCAUUCAGGCAAUUGACAAAACUUAUCAGCCCUGCCAUAACACGAGUGGUGGACUUUGCCAAAAAGCUCCCUAUGUUUGGCGAGCUGCCGUGUGAAGAUCAGAUCAUCCUGCUGAAAGGCUGCUGUAUGGAAGUCAUGUCAUUGCGCGCCGCCGUUCGCUACGAUCCAGAGAGCGAGACGCUGACAAUUAACGGAGAGAUGGCAGUCACACGAGGACAACUUAAGAACGGAGGCUUGGGUGUGGUGUCUGAUGCCAUUUUCGACCUUGGUGUCUCGCUGUCCUCCUUUAACUUGGAUGACUCUGAGGUGGCUCUUUUACAAGCGGUUAUCCUGCUUUCAUCUGAUCGUCCAGGCUUGAGUAGCGUGAAGCGGAUUGAACGCUGCCAAGAGCAAGUCCUGCUGGCUUUGGAACAUUACAUCAACUAUCGCAAGCAUAAAGUGGCUCAUUUGUGGCCAAAGCUGCUGAUGAAGGUGACAGAUCUGCGAACGAUUGGCGCCUGCCACGCCAGCCGAUUCCUUCUCAUGAAAGUGGAGUGUCCCACGGAGUUAUUCCCUCCUCUGUUCUUGGAGGUAUUUGAGGACUGAUUGCAAACAUUGUAUGUGUGAGCACUUGAAUGGCGUAUAAUAGAUGGGACUUUCACAUUAUGCACUACUGAGUAUCACUUCAUUUUGUAACUGGAGUGGGUAGUUUGGUGAUUGGGUGUCUUUCUGUGUGACUAACUGGAUAGGUAGCAUUCUUGUUGUUGUUGUUUUUUUUACUUUGUAUUGUUUACUUUGUGUUGUUGCUGGGGAUUUCACCUUUCACCAUCCCUGCUCUUAGCAUAGGUCCUCUGUCUUGUUGACGAUACAGUAGGAUUGUUGGAAAACAUCUGUUCAUUAACAGUGUUGCCAGUGACCUUGAAAAGGGAAUGUAGUAGUUACUUCACUGGUAAGUUCUUUUUAAAAGUAACAAAGUUACAUUACAAGCUACAUUAUUAGUUACUUUCAGCAGAAGCAACAAUACCACUUCAUGCAAAAAUGACAACUCUUUUUGCCAUUGAGUGUGUUUAUUGGUACUGUCGUCGUGUGUUUGGUAUAAUGGAUUGAUUUAAAAUUCAAAUAUUUUUCUAGCAUUAAAACAAAACGUCAUCAAUGGUCUCCUUGUUAUUGUUCGAAUGUUUCUCAGAAAUGCACAAUCCCCUCCCUAUUUUGCGGGUCCGUCAACGGC